This is a messenger RNA of Bufo gargarizans (Asiatic toad), 1122 nucleotides long. RefSeq names its product mucin 13, cell surface associated (gene MUC13). Lineage: Eukaryota; Metazoa; Chordata; Amphibia; Anura; Bufonidae. The record is from RefSeq and is a predicted model, not a curated record. The coding region runs from base 1 to 855 and encodes 284 amino acids. The transcript is spliced from 8 exons.
AUGGCGGCUGUGGUCAUCUGCAGAGUCCGUGAUCACACCGAUUCCUGGCCGACGUCUGCGAUAGCGAUAAACAGUUUGAGUUCUUCCAAAUCCCAGAGAAGCAGACGGAGCAGCGGAGAGGUCACCGCCAGGGUCAACCACGUAUUCCUGAAAGGCGCGACCACCGCAGACAUAAAGCAGGAGAUAGAGAAAAACCUCGCAUCAUUCGGAGCGUACAGCAGUAAAAAUAUCUGUGAUGGAUUCUACUGUGACCCAGAAACGACGGACUGCACAGAGACGCCUGACGGUCAGGGGGCCGCGUGCACCUGUAAAGAGGGGAACUAUUCCAACCCGUCUGUUCCUGAAGUGACGAGCUGCCGAGAUUGUUCCCCCGAAUGUUCCCAAACUGAGGGCAAAUACUGCAACGUGGACGCCAAGACCGGAGCCGACUGCGCCUGCCUGCCCGGGUACAAGAGCAGCGGGGACACGUGCAAAGAAUGUGAAUUUGGUUACUCGGGAGAGGACUGUGCCGACAAUUAUCUGCUGAUCCUGGUCAUCGUUGGCGCAGUCUUGGGCGCGGUGGUCUUGGCGUUGCUGGGUGCGGUGAUUGGCAUUUCCGUCAGCUCCAAGAAGGGUAAGAAAUCCGGCGACCGGACGACGCUGAUCGAGAGAGAUGAGCCAGCGCUCGCCGGGAGAAGCCCCGACCCGACGCGAAUUUUCCCGAAAGUUCAUGCAAAACCCGACCUGGGAGAAGUCAACAAGGCCGCCAAUUUCUAUGAGGACAACGAGGAGUUUUCACGCAACUAUCCCAAACGGGACUAUGAGGAGUUGCAGAGUCCGUGGUACGAAAUGGCCAGAAAAGACCAGAACUAUUAGCGGCGGCCCCCGGAGGGCGCUGUAACUGGCGAUGUUACCUAUUGGAACUGUCCUCAGCUUAUUGGCGGGUACAAUGAGUGUGUGCGAUAACGAGGGCGUGACCGGCAAUGACCCCCAGAGCGGCGCUGGAGCCGUCACCGCACCUGGACACAGCGCGAUCAACGCGUUUCACUCCGCGAUCUUUACUUUGUAAUUUAUUUACUACGAUAAUGAAGAUUCCUGACAACUUUAUAAAACUGGAAAGUCUCUUCUUUGAUAUUAAUAAAG